Nezara viridula (southern green stink bug) is the source of this 1896-nucleotide messenger RNA. Lineage: Eukaryota; Metazoa; Arthropoda; Insecta; Hemiptera; Pentatomidae. The record is from the annotation of a GenBank genome assembly.
AUGUCUAAAAAUAAUUCACCCCAAGCCAAUGAAGGAGAUACUGAGUGUGGUUUCUUCUGUUGGAAAGGAGGAACUUGGCAAAUAUUUACUAGUACUAAAAUUUACGUAUUGGUUUAUGGACUCAUCGGCUUGGUACACUUCGCUCUUGGUUCAUAUGAAGUUGCCAUUAUUACGACUAUCGAAAAAAGGUUCAAAAUUCCGAGCCGAACAACAGGUCUCAUCAUGUCCAGUUGGGACAUAGGGUCGCUGAUUUGCCUAGUCUUUCUGACCUACCUCGGCAGCAAGGGUCACAAACCGAGGUGGGUCGCCAUUGGAACAUUCGCGAUCGCUAUUUCAUCCGGGAUCAUGAGUCUCCCUCACAUGAUCUAUGGCCCGGGAACUUUCGACAAUUCUACUUACGAUACUACCCCGAGUUCUAAGUGCGAACUGGGUUCUGUGUCUGACGAAGUUUGCACAGAGGGAGAGGAGAGUAGAUUGUCUUCAAUAAUUCUGUUCUCAGCAAAUACUUUAUUGGGAAUUGGAACUUGUGUCUACUACACUUUAGGAAUCGCCUACCUUGAUGAUAAUGCAAGGAAGAAUAAAAUGCCUAUAUUAUUAGGUGCUGUCAUGGCAAUAAGAAUGAUAGGUCCUACGAUCGGAUACAUGUUAGGAUCAUACGCGCUAUCUAUGUACAUAGACCCAACUAUCGAUCCAGGAAUAAAAUCAGACGAUCCACGAUGGAUUGGUGCCUGGUGGAUAGGAUUUGUACCGAUUGGAAUUAGCUCUAUAGUUCUUGCGUUCUUUAUCUGGCCCUUUCCCAGGCAUUUACCAAGGGCAUAUAAUCGAAAGAUCGAAGCAGGGAUUAAGUUUGAUGACACGCAGUUAUCAUUUAAAGAUUUUAAACUAAUGAUGAAGCGGUUGCUGAAAAAUAAAGUUCUCAUGUUGAAUUCGGUGAGUGCAACAUUCUACAUGUUCGGAAUUAUGGGAUAUUGGACCUUCAUGCCAAAAUACUUGGAGACGCAGUUUCAACAGUCUGCAUCACAAGCUAGUUUCAUAACGGGAGCAGUUGGGUUAGUGUGUACUGCUCUCGGAGUACUUACUUCCGGCAUAGUUAUUACCCGUUUCAAACCAAGUCCACAAUCAUUAGCUCUUUGGAACGUAAUAGUUGAGGCGAUUGACGUCGUUGGUCAUUUGUCUUACGCAUAUCUAGGAUGCCCUACUGAAAAUUUGCAGGGUCAUUGGGAGAGUGAUGGAUGGAGUUUAGCAGAGAGCUGCAAUACCUUCUGUUCUUGCCCACCAACUGUAAAAUAUAAUCCACUUUGCGCACAAGAUGGCAGUGUUUUAUUUUAUUCUCCAUGUCACGCUGGCUGUCCAAGUGGGUCAUUUAAUACAACUUUGAAGGUGUACCAAAAUUGUAGCUGUAUGCCAGACAUCUCUCUCGUCCCAGGCCCUUGCCCGCUUCAGUGUGCUACCAAGUUCAACAUCUUCAUAGCUAUUUUAUGCAUCAUGAGUUACUUCUCAGCUACAGGAAGAGCGGGAAAUACGAUCAUUCAAUUUCGCUCUGUUUCUGAGGACGAUAAAGCAGUUUCUAUUGGACUUACAGAGGCGCUUUUGUCAACGUUUGCAUUUAUACCUGCCCCCAUAUUUUAUGGUACACUCCUAGAUUAUGGCUGCCUAGUUUGGGGAACUUUGUGCGGUGAACGAGGAAAUUGCUGGCUAUAUGAUGGACAAUCUGUAAGAUAUUAUGUGAAUUUCACGGCCUCAUUCUUCAUAUUUUUGGCCACUCUGGCAGAUAUUGGUGUUUGGAGGUAUUCGUAUGGUUUAGAAAUAUAUGAAGAAAGAGCAAAAGAACCUCAGGAAUUGCAACCAUUAGAUUCGAAACAUCCGCAACAACAGAAAAUCGAAAUGGAAACUUGA